CGCUUCCGGCUUCACGCGCAGACCAACUCUUUACUACGAGCUGAAAGGAGCUCGAGCGGCGCGUGUCAACAGAAAACUCCGGUAAAAACAAAACAAAAAACAACUUUAUUUCUCCAGAGAACACAGUGGGACCCGAGUGUGACAGGACCUCUCGGCUCGGCUCGGCUCGGCUCCGACCCCCUCCGAAGUUCACCCCAGAGAAAGAGAGUUAGAGAGAGAGAAGAGAAGAGAAGAGAAGAGAAGAGAAGAGAAGAGAAGAGAAGAGAAGAGAAGAGAAGAGAAGAGAAGAGAAGAGAAGAGAAGAGACGAGUUGCUGGAGAGGGAGAGAGACAUUUUGUGGAGUAGGAGGAGAAGAAGAAGUCAGAAGAACCGACAGCAGCGUCGAAACAAGUUUAUCUUUCUGUUGAUAAUGGGAGAAAAGGGCCGAGUGAGAAGGAGAGAGUGAGAUGCUGUCGGUGAACUAGUGGCUCUCGCACAGACAGAAAGAGAAGAGGGGCCCGCGGGUUAUUUUGGUUUCUGCCUCCAACAUCACUCACACCAGGAAAGAGAAGAAGAAGGAGAAGAAGAAGGAGAAGAAGCUCUGCAGGGGGACGAGGCUCAGUGGUGGGCACAGAUUUUCUGGCCGUGUGGAGCUCCAGCUGCUGACUGAAUGCAGAGGAAAAACUGAAAGCUGAUCUCCAGACCUCCCUGCCGCGUUAGGGGAGAUUGUUAGAUGUGUACCCAACACUCUAAGCCCCUGGCCUGGCCGUGGGGAUGGCAGCUUCUGCCCUGAACCUGAACGUCCUAGGAGUCAUGAACAGCAGUAAUCAGUUUCACACCCCGUCAGGCUCCUCCAGCACCACCGCCCGAACUAGAACCAGCCCCGUCGCCCGGCCGGUGCUGCCGGUUCCAGAUCGAAGCACCUUCUGCCAGCUACUGGGUGGAGGUCUCUACAGCCCCACCAGCCCCGGGACGAGCCCCCCACCCCUCGGUCAAACCUUUGCCCUUCCCAGUCCAUCCUCGCUCUUCCCAAGCCCCUCCCCUCGUGCUCGCUCCCCCUCCCCGCGGAGCCCGGAGCUUCUCGGAGUCAAUGUGGGCCAGCGGGUCCGACGCCUGAGUUCGUCCGGCGGUGAGGAGAGCAGGGAAGGAGACGGGCUGGACGAGAGAGGAGGAGAGUCGGGAGAGGGGGGCAGGCGAGAGGAGAGGAGACGCCAAGCGCAGCUGCUGCAAAUCCACCGAGAGCUGCAGAACGUUGAGGUCAGGGGAAAAGUUGGCAUUUUCGAGGCCCACAUUUCCGGGAUUCGUGCCCAGGUGCUUAACAACGAGCUCCAGCGCAGCCCUCGAUCUCCGAGACGAUCAACAUCCCAUCCCGGCCAAGGGAACACAGCUCUUACAUGCCCAAUGACCCAGCCGCAAGAGAGGCCCUCUGUUGUCCAAAAUGGGGGAGAAAAGGGAGAAGAAGUAACAGCAGGAGAAAGGAGAGAAGGGGAAAGGAACGACAGCCCUGCAACAAAAAUGAACACUGAGAAUAAGACGCUGAUUGGUCUAAAUGGCCGCCUUUCAAAACCUGUGAUGCAAACUCCUUGCUUAGAUGGGUUUGUUGUUCAGGGUUCCCUUGAGGCUCUCGACCCAAAUGCAAAAACAGACCGAGAGAAGCAGGAGGGAGUAAUUCUGGGAGCAAGUGAGGGAGAAAAAGACAGAGGGGCGGGUGAAAACCAACAAAUUCUGGAAGUUGAAAGAGAACGGACAGAGGGAGAGGUGAGAGAUGAGAAAGAGAACUGGUUGUGUCCCGAGAUGCUCCACACAGAGGCGAACAGGCCGGAGGUUAACCCUGAAGCCGCUGCUGUGGGUGAGGCGCAGAGCAGUAAGAGCACCCGUUGUUUGGACAUCACUGAUCAGACCUACAACCACUCUCCCUCCAUCCCUGCAGUCAUCAUAACUGACCACGGAUUGGAGAGCCAGCUUCAAACUUCCGAUGGCCCCGGCUCAGACCAGGGAAUAUGCUGCACCCCGAGUCCCGGUUCCAGCCCUGUCCCUGGGCCAAACUUCUCCACACGCUCCCUCAGGAAGCUUUCAUCCUCCUCUGCCUCGUCGGCCGGGUUCUCCUCAUCUUGGGAGGAGUCGGAGGAGGAUAUUUCCAGUGAUACAGAGAAAGGGGAGCAGCUCCUCAACCCUGCCGUCCUCAGUUCUCAACAGAAAGCACAUAAGUCUUGGAAGAAGAUUAAGAACAUGGUCCACUGGUCUCCGUUUGUCAUGUCCUUCAAGAAGAAAUAUCCCUGGAUACAACUGGCAGGGCACGCAGGGAGUUUCAAGGCGGGAGCCAACGGCCGCAUUUUAAAAAAACACUGUGAAUGUGAGCAGCGCUGCUUGUCCCUCCUGAUGAGGGACGUGCUGCGCCCCUACGUCCCCGGUUACCAUGGAGACGUAGAGAAGGACGGCCAGAAGUACAACCAGAUGGAGGAUCUGCUGGCCGAGUUCGACUUUCCAUGUGUGAUGGACUGUAAGAUGGGAGUGAGGACCUACCUUGAGGAAGAACUGACCAAGGCUCGUAAGAAGCCUUCUCCGAGACCUGACAUGUAUCAGAAAAUGAUCGAGGUUGACCCUGCGGCGGCUACACUCGAGGAAAACGAGCAGAAAGCGGUGACCAAACCCAGAUACAUGCAGUGGAGGGAGACCAUAAGCUCGACGGCCACCCUGGGAUUCAGGAUAGAGGGAGUCAAGAAGGAGGACGGGACCGUGAACAGAGAUUUUAAGAAGACAAAGACGAGAGAGCAAGUUACUACGGCCUUUCACGACUUUGUCAAAGGAAAUAAGGACAUUCUGAAGAGUUAUCUGGCCAGGCUGAACGAAAUCAGAGACACUCUAGAUACCUCCCCGUUCUUCAAAACCCACGAGGUGAUCGGCAGCUCCUUGUUAUUCGUUCACGACAGUAAAGGGCGGGCCAAAAUCUGGAUGAUUGACUUUGGGAAAACCACGCCUCUCCCCGACGGAGAGGAACUCACCCACCGAGCAUUGUGGGAAGAGGGCAACAGAGAAGAUGGCUACUUUUCUGGACUUGAAAGUUUGGUGGACAUCAUUUCAACCAUGUUGAACUCUGAAACUUGAAGUCUCAAGAGUUUUGAAUUGAACAUUUGGACUCACAACAGCAAUGUGGAUUGCUCUCAGACAUUUGUCCUCAUGUUGGUAAACACAUCAACACCACAACAACCACUGGCCAAUUCACUGACGAAUGCAUUGUCUUUAUUCUUAUCCAGUGGAGGUUGAGGAUCUCCACCAUUCACAGCCUUCUGGUGUUUUCCAUAACCCCUUCAGGGUUUUUUCCAUCAGUCAUUUUAACUUGUCACAGCAGGAGACACUCAGUAACAUUAACAAUGCCCCUGUAAUACAUGCACAACAUGUGCUUCUUCUCCUGGGACUUGUUAAAAUGACUGCUGCGAGAAAAAGUGUAUUUUUCAUAUAAUAGUAUAGUUCUCAAUACAAAUUCAAGGACUAGGCAAGAACUAUUCUAUGUUUCUAUAUAUUCUAAGUUUCUCAAAGCCUAUGAAUCUCUCAUUUCUUUUAAACUCGUAUGUGGGUCUCAACCCCAAACACAUUUUUUCUUUUAAGAUAGAUUUUUUUAGCAUGUUACAAAUAUUUAUUUGUAAAAUAUAUCAAGAUAUGUUUUGUCUUUUCAUUGAAUUUGUUUGACACUAGGAAAAAUAUAGAAUACCAUCUGACUUGAAAACAACUGUGCAAAAUCAAACAAUGGCGCCCCCAGGUGGUGAAACAUAAAAGUAAAUUAUAAUUAGAGUCAAAUAUUUCAUUAACAAACAACUAUUCUUUCAUAAUUUGUGAUCCUAGUUUGACAGAUGCUUCAAUUCCAUAAAACAGUUUGCAUCAGGAUUUUAAAAUGGCAGGGGUUCAACAAUUUUAGUGCCAAUUAAGAAUUUUAAACGACAACCUUGUUCCCAGCACCUUUGUAUAAUCUGCUACACUCUUUAAUUUGUGUACCUGAAAUACAUUUUACUUUUCAUUUUUUAAACACAACCUCCGCUCAUGUCGGUUUUCUUAAAAAAACACGUACAGUAAUUAUAUUUACACCAUUAGAGACUGUACAGUUGCAUGUGUUGUUACGCAUUAGAACAUGAUUUUAGGUUUGUUUUUACAGUGGAACAACUAAACUAGUCUCUUUUUCAAGCCAUAAUCAGAGUUUAGACACUGUCGAUUGGUCGUCUAUGUUUUCGAACUGUUGUCGAAGUCAUUGUUUCAAAUGGAGACAUCGAACGUUUGUGGCCACACACUCUUCACCCUCCUCACACGUUGUUGGGAUUGUUCACGAUGUACAGACAGAUUGAAUAUGUCAGACGUAGGUUUUUUGUUUUCGAUGUAACAUGACUUUAGUCAAACUCCGUGGAACACUCACAGCCAUGAACAAUCGUAUUUAAGCUAUACAGUGCCUUGACGUUACAAAGCCAAGUAACUGAAAACACGUCUCUGGAUGUUAUUGUCAUAGUCUUAAUGAUCAGUUCCUGGGUGCAUGUUUAUUAUCCUAUCUUAAUUUUGUAGUUCAUCUUGUUUUUAUUUAUAACAUUAUAUUGUGUUUGUUUUUUGUUAAUGGGAAACUGUGACAUUUUCAAUCCUGGGCUGUUGUGUUGUUUUGUCUUCAAGCAUGUUUAACAGUAGGGGUCAGGUUGCUGGCAUUGUGGACGACUAUUGAUAGAUUGAUUUACAAUCAGAGGAUGAGACCCAUCCACUGUAAUGGGAAAACAGUCACUUAGAAUCUAACUUAGCUAUAACAGGUUCUUGAUGAACUGUAAGAACAUGGUAGUCCAUGCAGUGCCUUCUUAAAGAGAUGGUCCCACAUGUUUGGGAGACGGACUUGUGAGUGUUCUUGUUGGGAGUUAAAUGAGAAAAAGAUCGACAACACCGUUGUGGGCGAAAUGUUUCAACCUUCUAAACAAACCCUCAGCAAGAAAGACAACAGGUGGGUUUGCCAACAUGUCCAACGGUUCCUUUCAGACCAAACAUCUUAGUGGUUUGCUUAUGCUCCCCAAUGUGCACUUAAGAGUCGUGUCUUAGUAGGUAGGAUGUUGUUCUUGGUUUUUCUAUUUAUUUGGAUUGUCCUUUGAAAUAGUUUGUAUCUGGUGAGAAAGGUCCUGCUUCCAUGUGUGACUUUGGGAUCUCUUUAUCUAUAUAACUAUGUAUCUAUCUAUUAGGGGUGUAGCGAUUCUCCAACUCCAUGGUUCAGUGCAGACCUUAGCUUUACGCCAGGAUAAGAUUCAAAAGUAAAACUCCUCUGCCAAGGCACCAGAUCUCAUACACUCAUAAAUACCAGUUCCCUUAAUGUGCCUGAUUUUUAUCAUCAAGAUCCAUGAAUUAUUCUGUGAGAAAAUGGGGGAAAUGGUGUUUGAGAAAGUGGGAAAGAACCAAAACACUCUUGGAUCCAACCUCUGAUCCAGAUCCCAUCAAAGGUUUAUGGCUUCUUUUGUGACACACACGCAUUCUUCCAGCCAGUUUGGUGGAAAUCCGUGCAGUUGCUUUCAAGGUAUGAAAACAUAACCUCCUUGGUGGCUAUAAAAGAUCUGGUAGAGCAGUAGACGUAAAUAUACAUGUGGCUCUAACUCUAAAUAGAUUUUUACAUCAAUAAAUGAACAAGAGAUCAACAGGCUGUUGCUGAAGUGGAGACAGAGGGUCGGGGGUUAACAGUUCAGUCCUCCUGUAUCCUAACACUAGAAUGUGGACGUGUGUGUGACGGGUUUGGUCUCGUUUUCAGAAUCGUUACAGCCCUGAUAGAACAUUUCUCCUCAUAAUCUUCACUCACAACAAGCUCAUUGUCCCACAGGACGAGGGGAUAAGAGCCCAUCCUGUACAAAGUUCUGUGGAGCUGUGGAUUCAAACCCCUGAACUUAAUAUUGAAUCAUUCCACCUGAUAGUACUGAUUUGGGGGUUUGGGCUCUGGUACAAAAACGACUGUUAUCAUCAGGAUUUGAUCACACACAGAAAGACCCCGACGUGUUUCUAGUUCAUCACCACUUUGCCACAACAACCACACACAACUUGGGAAAUUGUGUGUCCACCUGAAACUUGCAUAUGAUAUUCUACCUUAGGAUCCUGACGUGACUUUUUUCCACUUGUGUGUAAAAUAUUUCCAUGCACUGCUGGAGGCUGAAAAUCCAAAAGUUCGAGACAAAAAGUUGCUUAUGCAAGAAUUGUUCGCCCCCCCGACAUUCAUGCCAAUAAAGCAUCCUGAAUGGAAAAGAAACCGAA
Molecule: messenger RNA, 6225 nt
Organism: Pleuronectes platessa (European plaice)
Lineage: Eukaryota; Metazoa; Chordata; Actinopteri; Pleuronectiformes; Pleuronectidae
Gene: itpkb
Product: inositol-trisphosphate 3-kinase B
Exons: 12
Coding region: 754-3084 (776 amino acids)
Biological process (GO): inositol phosphate biosynthetic process
Cellular component (GO): cytoplasm; nucleus
Molecular function (GO): inositol tetrakisphosphate kinase activity; inositol-1,4,5-trisphosphate 3-kinase activity
Source: RefSeq, a predicted model, not a curated record